Molecule: messenger RNA, 1214 nt
Organism: Portunus trituberculatus (swimming crab)
Lineage: Eukaryota; Metazoa; Arthropoda; Malacostraca; Decapoda; Portunidae
Product: epithelial splicing regulatory protein 1-like
Exons: 8
Coding region: 207-1214 (335 amino acids)
Biological process (GO): regulation of RNA splicing
Cellular component (GO): ribonucleoprotein complex; nucleoplasm
Molecular function (GO): mRNA binding
Source: RefSeq, a predicted model, not a curated record
CUCACCUGAACUCUCAGUGGUCGAGGCAUUGCGGUGUUGGGAGGGUUGGACUCAGCUCUCUCUUUUUAUCUUUAAAUUCGUUUUCUUCGGUGUUCGGUUUCGGGUGAGGGCAGUACAGGGGCGAGACCGGACUCGGUACACAGGCAGUACCAAAAAGCGGCUUGUGGAUCGCAGUUCCCUGUGAUUUAGGAUUUUCUGGCCUCAAUAUGGCGAGCCACUAUGUUAUCAUGUACACAGCCACGGCGGGGGCCAACGGGCCUUUGCUGGGCACAGACGAAGAGGAUAUCGUGUUGAUGCAGUUCUUGGUGUGGGACGCCGUGUGCAGAAAGACUCUGACGGAGCAGCAGUACAUCGUGAGGCCGCCCACGGAAGACAUAAACGAAAAUGUGCUGGGCGAGCAGUGCCGCGAAGACUUCCGCCUGACAGAGGACCAGGUGAAGAACGGCCAGCCUCUCGAGAACGUCAUCGACUCGUUUGACGCCAUCCUGAGCAAGAUCGCUGAGAGCAACACGUCCCGUGUCGCCUUGGUGACGGACGGCCAGCUUCACCUGCGCCAGGUGCUGCACCCCAAGGCGCUCUCCAGGAACUUCACCUUGCCAGACUACUACAACUCUUUCUACGACCUGCGGAAGGAGUUCAAGUCCUUCUACCACUCGGAAGACAUGGCGAGCAUCCCGGAUAUGCUGAGCUUUCUGGCUAUGGAGGAAGACUCGGCGGAGGAGCUCGCCACUCGCACCGUCAGGGACAUGGGCAGGAUUCUCUCUCGAAUGGUCGCCGACGGACACAGAUUCGUGUUGCCAGAAUCCAUCAUGAUCAGACUAGAGCCCGGCAUCUGCUCGCGGACGGAGGAGGUGGACAGCGGGUGUGUGGUGCGGGCGAGAGGUCUUCCCUGGCAGAGCUCAGACCAAGACAUCGCCAAAUUCUUCAGGGGUCUCAACAUUGCAAAAGGUGGCGUGGCUCUGUGUCUCAGCCCCCAAGGUCGCAGGAACGGUGAAGCACUGAUUCGCUUUAUCUCUCCCGAGCACCGCGACAUGGCACUCAAGCGACACAAGCACCACAUCGGCAACCGCUACAUCGAGGUGUACAAAGCGACCGGCGAGGACUUCAUCAACGUCGCCGGCGGUGAGUACCUCGUGGCCUCCUCCCUCCCUCCCCCCUCAUCCUCUGAAGACUGCGGCACCCAAGGCUGUCGCUUUGUCGCUGAGGACUGGUAG